AUGGAGGGACAGUCAAAAUAUGAUAAAUUAAGAAAGAAGUACCAGGUAUUAAAACAGCAAGUUGGAGUCUUGAAAGAUGCACUAGAAAAAAGACAGUCAGAAUUGAAUUUACUACAAGUAUCCCAUAAAGAUUUACAAUCGAAACUUCAACAGAAUCUAGAAGAUCUAGAUGUAUAUAAAUAUAAGGAAAUAACAUUACUCCGUGAAAUAGAAGAAUUAAGCCUCCAGAUUGAACAAUACAAACAAAGUGACUUUAGGAAAAAUGACAGGGGAACUCCGUCGCAGCCCCUAACACGUAUAAGUGGUGGUGGAAUAUUAACAGGAUUCCUUCAAUCAAAUGGAACAGGAGGGAUUAAUACUCAAAUAAAGGACAAUAUAGAUAAACUGGAAAAUAGAAUUCAGUCACUAGAAGAAGAAUUGGAAUUGAAAAUACAAGAAAAUGAGGAAUUACACAUGAGGGAAUUUGAAAUUAAGAAGGAAUAUCAAAGCUUAGUAGAAAAAAGUGAGAAUAAACAGGAGCUUUUAAAUAAAGAAAUUCAGGAUCUUUAUAAUGAGAGAGAGGAUCUAAAAAAUCAUUUGAACAAUCUUAAGUGUAGAAAUUCACAACUAAGUGAUAAUGAAAAGGAUUAUAAAGCAAAGAUCGAAUCAAUUCAAGCUAGACUGAAUGUAUUUGAGGGAGUUCAUGAGACUAAAGUAAAAACACUAAGGAGUUUUAUUCAUGAUAAUAUGGAUGAAAUGUUUUCCGAAUUCCAGACUUGGAUACAUAAAAGAAAUUCUAGUUACUGUUUCAGAAAAGCAGUUCUAAUUAUAUUUAUUGAGAAAAAUAUAACUAAACUUAUAAGUAUUAUUCAAGAGUGGAGGAAAGCUGUCUUGUUUUAUGUAAAAAGUGAGAAAAUUAACGAAAUAAAUACCAAGAUACUUAAUAGUAUAUUAACAUCUUCUGAAUCCGGUUUAAACUCUUUGAUUAAGGGUUUUUGGUUUGAUAAAUGUACUGAAUUUGUAUGUUUUACUGAUGAAUAUACAUAUCUAAAACUUACAUGUUCAAGAGAUUUUUUUUCGGCUAACCUUAGAGAAGCUUUUGAUAAUAUACAUAAAGCUCUCCGUUUACAGUGUUUGAUAUUUUCAAGUUUUAAAAAAAAUACUGAGAAGCUUGAAUCUUUUGAAUAUACGAAGUUUGAAGAGUUAUUAUAUGUUAUAAGAAAACUUAUCUCAAACUUUAAAAGCCUCCACUGUUUAAUUAACUUUGUAUUCCAUAUUGGAGUUAACCCUGAUUUAUUAAGUUUGAACAGAGAGAAUUCACUUUCAAAUCUAUACUUGAGACUUUUAGAGUGCCUAAAUUUAAAAGAAUUAGAUGAAGAGUUUCCAGAAAAUAAGAAAUUAUGUAUAAACCUUAUAUUCAAUAUUUUGAAGACAGUAGAUAUAUUACCUAGUGACAUCUACAUCGAUGAUUGUCCUGUGUUAGAAAGGAUCUUGGAGAUCUAUAAACGAAUACUUGAGAUAGAAAAGAGACGUUUUAAAAUCCAUAAACGAGCUAUUGAAUAUUUAUUUAGGCAUAUAAGAUACAUAAGUGAUUUAUUUGAACAGUUGCAAUCAGUUACAAACUGGUUUUGUAACAAUUCUUCUGACAAAUACUUUGUUCCUUUAUUAAAAGAUAGUCCGGAAAGCCAAUCUAGCUUCCAAACAAAUCUCUCCCAAUAUUUAUUGUAUAUAAGUAAAGAAAUUAAUUCUAAAAAAGAUAUAGAACGUCUCUUUAUAAAUUUAUAUCAACCUUCUUCAGCUUUAUGUUGUUCUGAAAAGAUAUUGAGCUCUUACCAAAUCAUUAUGAGGGAUUCUCAAUCUCAGCUUUUAGAUACUCUUGAAUUAACCGAAAAUAAUAUACUUAACCUCAAUAAAACAGAUGAUAAUUUGGAGACUGAAAAGAAACAAAGUGGUAUAAUUAUUGAUAAUUUAAAAAGUGAAUCUCAGGAUCAUAUUGAAAUCUUAAAUGGUAAUUUAGAAAAUGAGAAUUUAACCAAGUUAGAUAUGAUUAAAAAAUCAAUUAAAAUUGAAGAAUAUAAUUCUGAAAAUUCUGAAAUUCAUUGUAACUCUAAAGAAAUGGAAUUCAAUAACUUAAUUUCAAUAGAUCCUCAUACUCAAGAAGUAUGUGAUUCACUACUCAAAGAGGCAAACGAAACACUGGAACAAACAGUGAAAAGAUUGCAAAUUCGAAUUCAAGAUCUUACAGAUGAUAUUGAUAUUACUAGAAAAUCAUAUGAACAACAAAUUGCUACCCUAAGUCAACAUACCUGUUCAAUUUCUGAUAGACUCAUGCAGGCUGAUGCUCUUAUCGCAUCAUCUCAUAAUCAAGAUAUCCUGUGUGGUUCAUGUGAUACAUGGUGUAAACUAGGUAUUUUAAUAGAUGAAACCAAAGGUAUAUGUCCUAAUUGCAGAAUCAGAAUAUUAAGGACAAAAUAA
Cryptosporidium muris RN66 is the source of this 2454-nucleotide messenger RNA. RefSeq lists its product as uncharacterized. Lineage: Eukaryota; Apicomplexa; Conoidasida; Eucoccidiorida; Cryptosporidiidae. The record is from RefSeq and is a predicted model, not a curated record. The transcript has a single exon. Bases 1 to 2454 code for a protein of 817 amino acids.